AUGCUGAGUCGCCGAUUCUUGGGUUCGUUCCUCAGGAAUAGCACUGCUUCUCGUUUCGCUAUGGUGACGCAGAGUAAACGGAACAAUUCGUCUUACCUCUUGAAGGCUGUGGAUACGGAUGAAAAUGAGCGGCUCAACAUCCAACAUCGCAUGUGUAUGCAUAUGCUUCAGGAGGACAUCCUCCACCCUUCUAUUCCUAAAAGGCUUGAGCGGGUGGCAGAUAUCGCGACUGGGAAUGGAACAUGGUUGUACGACAUAAAGGAAGCUCGUAAAAAGGAGCCAAAAUCGAGUGCUAUUAGCACUAAAUACCACGGCUUUGACCUCACCCCUGAGCUGUUUCCCAAGCCGGACUCACCUCGAAAAGUCGCUGAUAUCGACUUCACUGCGCACGACUUCUACAAACCUUUCCCCGAGGAACAUAUCGGGAAAUACGACCUCGUACACGCCAGACAUCUCAUUCUCGCGGUAGAAGGUGCAGACUUGAUACCCGCCACGAAACAUAUUACCUCUCUCUUAAAACCCGGCGGCUACCUCCAAUGGGAAGAAUACGACUUCCAACACCAACUAGACAACUGCCACCCCUGCAAACUGACGACAACCUGGAUAACGAUCCUAAACUGGGUCGGGGAGCGGUACAGCCUGACAUUCUCCGACAAAGUGCGGGACGAGGUCGCCGCUGCUGGUCUCGAGAUCCUGGAAAAGAAACAGUUCACCACCCGGGGAUUACCAUUCAAUGAAGACCACCGGCUUACCAUGCUUUUGUCUUUCCAUACCGGCGUUCCCAGGAUGUGUUUGAAGGCAAAGGGGAGGAGUGAUGAGGAGAUUGAGAAGGUUUAUGCAGAAUGCUUGGAGGAGUUGGAGCGUGGGGUUGUUUUGGAUUAUUAUAUGUCUAGGGUUGUGGCUAGGAAGCCAGUUAAUUAG
Molecule: messenger RNA, 921 nt
Organism: Aspergillus puulaauensis
Lineage: Eukaryota; Fungi; Ascomycota; Eurotiomycetes; Eurotiales; Aspergillaceae
Product: class I SAM-dependent methyltransferase
Exons: 4
Coding region: 1-921 (306 amino acids)
Source: RefSeq, a predicted model, not a curated record